Messenger RNA from Ilex paraguariensis (yerba mate), 222 nucleotides. NCBI's taxonomy places the organism in Eukaryota, Viridiplantae, Streptophyta, Magnoliopsida, Aquifoliales, Aquifoliaceae. The record is from the annotation of a GenBank genome assembly.
AUGAAGAAGCGGCAGUAUGAACUACAUAUCUACAAUGGACAAGGCUACCUCACUAAAGAUUUUCCAGAGAAAUAUGUAGCAGAGGAUCAAAGUUUAGUUAUCUGUUUAAGAUGUGGCGAUUCUGGGCACGAUAUGUUCUCAUGCAGUAAUGAGUAUAAUUCUAAUUUGAUAAAUGAUCAGAACAAAGGAUUGGAGAGAGAAUUUAGAGAAGAAGAAGAAUAG